Humulus lupulus (European hop) is the source of this 1024-nucleotide messenger RNA. RefSeq lists its product as uncharacterized. Lineage: Eukaryota; Viridiplantae; Streptophyta; Magnoliopsida; Rosales; Cannabaceae. Bases 202 to 780 code for a protein of 192 amino acids. The record is from RefSeq and is a predicted model, not a curated record. The transcript has 2 exons.
UGGUAUGAGCCAUACCCUAGCCACCAUCGUUCCUUCUUCUUCAAUUAGUCGCUCAUCGUACAACUUUCUGCUAUUGGUCAUCCCGUUUCGGAGGCGCGUUUGGUUCUUCAAUUAGUCGCUCAUCUCACUGACGAAUAUGCCACGGUAGCCACCAUUAUUCAGCAAUCAAAUCCCUUGCCAUCGUUUGACAAAGCUUGCUCGAUGCUUGAUUUGGAUCGCAUGAGCCGUGACAACAAUAAAAAGGGUACUAUUCUUGUUGCAUCUAAUGAUUCUUCCCAUUUGUCCAAUACUCAACAGUCACCCUCGGGCAGUGGUAGCCGUGGCAGCCCUCGGGCAGUGGUAGCCAUGGCAGCCGUGAUAAUGGUGGUCGUGACACUAGUGGCCGCAAUAAUAAAGGGAAAAAAAGGGCCAAGCCGAGGUGGUGGUGGUCGUCGAGGCUAUGAUCGUGGGGUUGAACACUCACCAUACUAUGGAUGGGCUGGCCCAUGGGCUCCACAAUGGGCCUCUCCACCGUGUCCUUAUCCUACUCAACCUCCACAGUGGCGUGGAAUGCCUUCGGUCAACAACCACGGUCUACUAGGAUCUGCACCACGUGUCAAUAAACAGCAGCCCCAAGCACUCCUCGUAAAUGGUUACCAACCGACUGAUUUACCAGCAUUUUUUAAUGCUUUGUCGCUUCAACAACUAGAUGAGAAUUGGUAUAUGGAUACCGGCACCACCUCUCAUGUCAUGAACAAUCCAGGAUCUUCGAACGGGGGCUCUCUUGACGAGGUCCAGUAGUGUGGGUGAUCUUUAUCCUCUGUCUCCAUCAUCCCUAUCUUCCACCUUACCAUCUGUCAAUGCUGUCCUACCUCUUUCCACGUGGCACAAUUGUCUGGGUCAUCCUGGCGAACCCGUUUUGCGACCUCCACCCUUUGUCAUGCUUGUCAACUGGGAAAACAUUGCAAAUUGCAUUUUUUCUAUUUCUCUUUCUCUGACUAUGAAACCUUUUGAUAUUAUCCAUAGUGAUUUGUUUACUUCUCCA